CUUUUUACUCAUUAACAUUUCUCCUUCCAUUUGAGCUCAAAUUAAUGAUGAACUGAGAUUCUGCAACUGUUUGAAAUGGGUAGAACUAGAAGAACGGCGAAGGGUUUUGAUGUUAGUAGGGCUAAAGACUUCUUGAAUUACUUGUCGAAUGAUAAACCUUUAUUUCCAUGGAUGAUUGCUUUGAUUCUGAUUGUUUGGUCGAUUGAGAGAUGGUUCAUGUGCUUUACUAACUUCGUUCCUCUUUCAGUUGCUGUCUGGGCAACUUAUCAGUAUGGAAACUAUCAAUCUCAGAUUCAAGCUAAGGAUUUGGAAAGAAGAUGGAAGCAAGUCAUGUCGAAUGCAUCACCUGUUACCCCAUUAGAGCAUUGUGAAUGGUUCAACAAAUUACUUAAUGAAAUUUGGCCCAACUUCGUGAAUCCAAAGCUUUCACUGAAAUUUUCAUCCAUUGUUGAGGAACGAUUGAAGCAUCGAAAGCCUCCUUUAAUAGAGAAGAUUGAACUGGAAGAAUUCUCACUAGGUUCUUGUCCACCAAGUUUUGGCCUUAAUGGUACUUGUUGGUCAAUGUUUAGAGACCAGAGAACUAUGCGGACGAGCUUUGACUGGGACACAACCGACGUGAGUAUUCUUUUGGUGGCCAAGUUGACUAAUCCUUUGAUGAGGAUUGCAAAGAUAGCAGUAAAAAAUGUUCAUAUUAAAGGAGAGCUUCUUUUGAGGCCAAUUCUAGAUGGAAAAGCUGUUCUAUACUCUUUCUUAUACUCUCCCGAGGUUAGAAUAGAUUUGGCAUUUGGAACUGGCGAAACCCAAUCAUUACCAGCCACCGAAUUCCCAAUUGUUUCUUCUUGGCUGGUUAAGGUUUUAAAUGAUACAAUAGAAAAGACAAUGGUUGAACCUCGUCGAAGAUGUCUGUCUUUGCCUUCUGUAGACUUGAGGAAAAGUGUAGUGGGGGGAAUGGUUUAUGUUAAAGUAAUUUCUGCUAGUGAACUUUCUGUAAGACAACCUAGUUUAGAAGGUUACCAUAUUGAGAAAGAUCUAUCUACAUUUGUGGAGGUCAAACUCGAGCAGCUUUCUAGGAAGACUGAUUUGAGAUCAGGAACAAAACCAAAAUGGAAUGCAUCGUUCAAUAUGGUUUUACAUGAUGAAAUGGGGAUUCUGAAAUUCCAUCUUUAUGAAUCUAAUCCGGGAAAUGCUAGGUACAACCACCUUGCAACCUGUGAAAUUAAGAUGAAAUAUGUUGCCGAUGAUUCAGUAAUAUAUUGGGCAUUAGGACCGGACAAUGGCAUUGUUGCUCAGCAUGCUGAAUUUUGUGGAAAAGAAGUUGAAAUGAUUGUUCCCUUUGAGGGAAUGGAUUCUGGAAAGUUAACUGUAAGACUUAUCUUAAAGGAAUGGCACUGUUCCGAUGGUUCACUUAGCUUGAGCCAUUUACCAUUAUCUGGAUCCUCCUCAAGUUUCACUUCCAAAACUGGGAGAAAGAUUUCAGUUACAGUUGUUGAAGGGAAGGAUCUUAUCGGGAUGCACAAGUUUGGAAAAUGUGAUCCUUACGUUAAACUUCAGUAUGGAAAGGACAUUCAGGAAACCAAAGUUGUUAGGCACACAACAAGUCCUGUAUGGGAUAAGCAGUUUGAGUUCGAGGAAUUAACAAAUGGCGAGUAUUUGAAAAUAAAGUGUUAUAGUGAUGAUACUUUUAUAGACAAGAACCUCGGUGGUGCACAAGUCAGCUUAGAAGGACUAAUCGAUGGCUGCCCAAGAGAUGUUUGGGUCCCACUUGAGAAUGUUGAUUCAGGAGAUGUACGGCUUAAGAUAGAGGCCUCAAAAAUUGAUGAUAACGACGGUUCGAAUGCUUGGAUUGAACUUGUUCUCAUAGAAGCGAAAGAUCUGGUGGCUGCGGAUCGUAAUGGAAAGAGUGAUCCGUAUGUUAGGGUUCAUUAUGGAUCAGUUAAGGAGAAAACUAAGGUAAUGUAUAAGACUUUGAAUCCGAUAUGGAAUCAAAAGUUUAAAUUUUUGGAUGAUGGCAGUCAUUUGGCUUUGUAUGUGAAAGAUCACAACACGGUUUUACCUACAUCGAGCAUUGGCGAAUGCGUCGUGAAUUAUCAGCAAUUGGAUCUUAACCAACCUUGCGAGAAAUGGGUAGCUCUUGAAGGGGUGAAAAAUGGAGAGAUUCGUAUUCGAAUCACGAGAAAGAAUUUCGAAGUUGAAAAGAGAUUAUCUUUUGAAUCGGAAACAUGUACGAUUAAAGCGCACCGAAACUCUUGCCUGAUGAAACAAAUUAUGAUAAAACUCGAUACAUUGGUGGAUGGUGAUGAUCUAGGUGAGGUGUCGGAAUCUCUGAGAGAGCUGGAGAGGCUUUACGUUGGGCAAGAAGAGUACAUGAUCCAGCUUGAGACGGAGAAGAAGCUCUUGCUCGACAAGAUUAGUGAACUCGACCAUGAAAUCUUGAAUUCGUCUCCUCCUUAAAUAAGUAGGAGAUCGAAUCUUUGCUUAAAUAUGCAUGCAUGGCUGGCUUAAUGUGUAUAUGUACAAACAACUCAAAUGUUUAUUUUUUCUGCAUUUUUGUGUGAUUUUGGCGGUGAGAUCUAGUAAUCAUCAAAUUAUAUUUGAAUAAAUAACAAAUUAUAUAUAUCUUCAUAAAGAUUGGUCAAAUUAUAUUUGAAUAAAUAA
Messenger RNA from Impatiens glandulifera, 2655 nucleotides. RefSeq names its product extended synaptotagmin-1-like. The record is from RefSeq and is a predicted model, not a curated record. The transcript has 12 exons. Lineage: Eukaryota; Viridiplantae; Streptophyta; Magnoliopsida; Ericales; Balsaminaceae. The coding region runs from base 76 to 2451 and encodes 791 amino acids. Gene Ontology annotation, molecular function: lipid binding.